AUGGCCGCCGACAACUCGGACGUUCCCGAGGCUUUCGAGGAUGCGGCCGGUGACUCGACCCGUCAAGUCCCUGGUUCGCUGCCCUAUGAGAGGCAGCGGCCCCCUGCGCCUGCAGACGUGAAACAGAACCCCGCUCUUUCAUCUCUACGAAUGCCCGAUACUCUCAUCAGAGAGGAUAUGCAAGAGAACCCGCGAACCGCAACCAGCGCGUGGGUCUCGAGAGCGCUGUCUGAAAGCACUGUGCAGAAGGGCGGUAGCGGGGGCUGGGGAGCGACACCAUGGCUUCAGAAGUGCCGUGAUGGAAACGUGGUCGUGCCAGCUGAGCCGCGGAGAAGGGCGAAGGAGCUACUUCAGGCAAAAAAAGCUAGAAAGAUCAAACACUUCUCAAAAAUUACGUUUACAAAUCCUGACCCGUCGUAUUACAACCUUCUUCCAGUCCAGCCUGCCGUUGGAUGGUGGAAGAGCGUCCUGACGCGUCCGAAACACUCACUUGCCUUCCUUCGCCGAAUGGCCAGCAAUCUCCACGUUGCUAUUCCUGACACAGUCUUCUGCUCCAGUACAGACUGUUUUUACAUUUCCAGUCUCCCACAGAGGUUAGAAGGCACGACAGAUGAGGGCGGCCGCAAGCCCGGCCUUCCGAACGGGGAGCAUGGCGCCACCGGGUGGAUCAUAUGCAGUGACUUCUCAGCAGCGAAGCUCCUGGAAAACAAAUUAGCCUCUCGGCUGCAAACAGAGGGACAAGAGUCACCUGCAUGGGAGGCAAGCAGCCAUAAUGUAGUCUCUUCGCAGCGCUGCUCCUUCUCUGGCUCGCUGAGCGACCAAAGCAGCGGAACUGCAACUCGGGAGCGGGAGCGAGCGUCGUUCGCUGGUUCACGCAUACAGCAGCCACCGGCAGGGGCGCUUCCGCAGGCCAAACGUGACAGCCCGCCCCUGUAUCCCGCAGCUGUGAUGAAGCAAAUGCACUACAUCCGGAGAGACUGCAACAUCACAAAGGCUCUCGACCUGGCAACAUUCGGCUCGAUGUCUUCCGAUAGUUCCUUAGAGCGCGUCUAUCAGGAAUUUGUCAGGGGCAAACCGCGCAGUCGGUGUCAGUUGACGCGGGUAUGCUGGAGCGCCCUCCGAGCGCCGUCAGGGUUCACGCUGGUCAACCGGUUGACGCCUCAGCGUGCGCGACACCUUGGCGGCGACCUGACUUCGCAAUUCUGCGUCAGCGGCGACAACCCACCGCUGAACGGGGUGUCGAAGACGGCGGAGGAAGAGCACCGACGGAAUGCAGACCCGGCAGAGAAGAGUUUCGACGUCUUCCCAGUCGCUGGAGCGACACUCAGCGCGGCUGCGCAGGUGGCCAAAACGAUCUUCCACUUCACUCAGAACGUGUUCAGACUUUGGCUGGAAACGAUUGUCGUCGACUUGGUGAAAGGCCCGCCGCACAGGACGUGGUAUUUCCUCCAAGUGAAGUCGUUUACAAUUCGGCAGGCGGCUCCAACCGCGCCGAUCUCUCUCCCUUCUGCGACUGAAGCAGACGACGAGUGCGACGACGAACCAGGGGGCCGCCGCAAGCAGAAGGCCUGCGACGACAUCCGUCGUUCAGCGAUUCCAUCCCUGUGUUACAUGUGCGGGUUGACGCAUCGCAAGAAAGACCUUACCAAGACUGUGAAUCUGCGCAUGAUGCUGGAGACUCAGCAUCACAUGAGGAAGCGCGGACUGGAUAUUUUCUUCUUCCCUGUUUCCGGGCGGCUGCAACUGUCAAGUAACCGUCCCAUAUGCUCGCUGUGUUACUCGCUCUACCUAGCUGAGCGCGAACUCAUCCAGGUCGAGCUCGACUUGGCGCAGGCUCUCCGCCAGCCGAUGCCCCACAGAGACCCCGCUUUCUUCAGCUUCACUGGCGUGCUGGAUGCCAUCCAAAGCAGCUCGCAAGCCAACGACCCGUACCUAAUCGACCUGAUGCGGUCUUUCAACAACGCGCCUCCCCGCCAGUUAGCGCCGCUCCCGGAGGACGAAGAGGGAGGCGACGCCGCGCGCGCCAACCUCGACCUGCAGCAGGACUGCGGGAAGGAGAGAGAUGCCUUCGUCGCCUUCGUCAGCGCCAACACCGAGAGGCCCGGCGGCGAGGCUGAGCCCCCUGGGGCCCGCGGCCUACCAAGCAAGAGCAUCACGCCCUGCGCGGACCCCGCGCCCGCCCCAAGACCUGACGCAGGACCUGCAGCUGUCGCAGCCCGUCCUCGACCGACUGCAGCGAGUGGCGCGGUCUCGGAGCUCCCCGAUGCCAAACAGCCUUGCGUGCCGCGCCCGCGCGACCCCGCCACCCUCCCGGGGCUUUUCGCGCACGCAGGGGGGGCACCGCCUGCUGCGGGCGGAGCGGCGUCGUCUCAGAAGGCUCCCAGGCGGGACACGCCACCAGGAUGCCGGCGGACUGCGCGUCAGCGACGGUUCACGGGCGGCUCUGGGGCGGUGGCGCCGCCCAAGCAGACGCUCCGAGGAGGCGAGGCAGUUAGUAGCUGUUGGAAGGCGAAGGGGGAGGAUGACCGCGGGCUGCAGCUGCCGCCGAAGUUGUAUCAGUGGCGCAUGAUGCUCUUCGUGCAUUCCCUCCAAGACUUGCCCAGCCAUCUGCUGCCUUUCGAGCAGGAAGACGCCUCUUCCGGCGAUGCUGGGCCCGCCCCAGAAGGCUCGACCGGCUUCAGAGGCCCCACAGCCUCGCAGCUGGCCAUUGAACUCGAACUCUUUGGAUCCACGACGACGCUGCCGUUGACCACUCCCGACAGGAAGCCCGACUUCGCCCCGGGGGACGAGCCCCGACGCCGAGGGGGGGGCUACCCUCCGGCCUCUGCGGAAUGGGCGAACGAACGCUCACCAGGCACCGGCGCCGACGGCGCUGGAGGCCGCGCGCAGCCUGGCGCAUCCCUUCAGUACAUCCCCGUCAAGCGCUUCCUCGUGAUUUAUCUCUUCUCUGUCUCUCCCCGGCUGCACAAAAUCUUUCAGCAGGAAACGAUUCGCUUUCGUCUGCUCUCGAGCGCUUCAGCGCGGCCUUGGACGCCCGCGCACUCCGCCAGUCUCGGUUCGUCCUCCUCUCUCUCCGCCGGCCGCCUGCAUCACAGCAGGCUGAUGCCCGCGGUCAUCUCCGCCUGCCUCACGUGUUCACGCGCCUGCUGCGGCGAGGCGGCGGCAGAUGGAACGCCGAGCUCGCGCGGCGCCGUCGACUUUAGGCCUGCCUCGCGUCUGACGGCCGCGGAAAUCAUCGGGCGUCGCCCGUACUCUGCGGCAACGACGAAGCGCGCUGGUCGCCUCUGCCAGACGUGCGGAUGCGACGGGGCCUGCGGGGGUCGGGCCGACCCCCCAGCCGACACACCCGCCGAGACCUGCCGUCCUCGCUCUCGUCCGCAGACGGCCGCCUCCGCGCCGGUCGGCAGGCAUGAGAAGUGCGGCUUGGCGGCGCUCAGAGGCAGGCCAUCCGCAGGGUCGCCUGCGCCGGCGGAGCCCGCUGCAGGCCUCCUUCGGGAAGUCGCCACAGGCAGCUGCAGCCUGGCGCGCCUGGCGGGCGUCAAGCACUCGAAGCAGCAGACCUACGUGCUGCUGUUUGCUAAACCCCGCGGCCGGGGGCAAGCGCGCCUGCGCCUUGCGCUCGGCCUGCACCAAGACAUGCAGGUGCCUUCGCAGUACGUGUGCGCCCGCGCGUACGCAGACGCCCUCUUGCCUGCGCGUCCCUACAGCAGCCCCUGCCCGCUGCCGGCGGAGUGGCUCGACUGCCUCGCCGGCAGUGCGGUUGGGGAGGACGGGGCGCCCGGCGGCGCGCGGGCGCCCGCUGCCCACGAGCCGCCGGAGAAAGAGGGUCGCGCAGAACUGGCGCUCCGCCCAGACAUGCAAAGCCAGCCAAACAGCGCUGUCUUCCACCCCGUGCGGCGCAGAGGGGGGGGGGUGGCGGGCGGGGGGGGACUGCGCGACCGCUAG
Molecule: messenger RNA, 3945 nt
Organism: Besnoitia besnoiti
Lineage: Eukaryota; Apicomplexa; Conoidasida; Eucoccidiorida; Sarcocystidae
Exons: 4
Coding region: 1-3945 (1314 amino acids)
Source: RefSeq, a predicted model, not a curated record